AUGGAUCAAUUUGACGUGAUAGCAAAUCAACCUAUUGUUAUCGACAAUGUAAGGUUAAUUUUUUUACACAUUUGUGGCACACUCAAAACUGUUUUCAAACUGCCAUUGUAUCGAUUUUUUAUUUACAAAUCGGGGGUGGCUAUCUAACUUUGAGUACUAAGUUAUGAUUCAUUUACUUAGCAUUGACUUUUGUUGUUCAUAGGGAUCAGGAGUCAUUAAAGCUGGAUUUGCAGGAGAUCAGAUUCCAAAAUACCAUUUUCCAAACUUGUAGGUAUUUCCAGUGAUAAAUAUAAGACUUGUGCAAACCCAUUUCUGUGAAAACAAUAUUAAACAAAAUUUAAUACGCCUAUUAAAUGAAACAGGAAUUUUAUUAGCGUAGUUAAGAAUCAUUAUUUCAAUUUUCGAGUGAUUGUAUAAACUCUUAUAAUUGUUUUGAAGUAAUUUCAAGAAAUCAGAAGUCUUAUUUCUAGGCUAAGUUGAAUCACAGUGAAAUUUUAGCAUUGUCUUUUCUUUGGAUAUCACUCUUAUCUCACUUUUAUCAAGAUGUACCAGCUAUAUUAGGCUAUUGGGAUGAAAUAUUUUAUUUCUGAGUUUUAUGUAGAUUGCUCUCCUUGGUUUUAGUGUUGGUCGACCUAAACAUGUGCGGGUAAUGGCUGGUGCACUAGAGGGUGAUAUAUUUAUUGGACCAAAAGCUGAGGUAUGUGGAAUGCUUCAGAUGGAAACUGUCAAAUCGCACUGUUAAGUAUAAUGAACCCUGAUUGAUGGAAUGUAGUCAGGUGUCUGAAACAAUAAAAUAUGACCCUAUCCCACUAACAAGGCCACCCCACUAAUAUCAAUAUAUUGCCAAAUUCAUGAAGCCUGUUAGUGACCAUUUUAACCCAAGGGGGUACUUCUUAGUAACAGGCUAAAGGGGAUGUGCAGCUGGAUGGGGUAGCAUUUUCACCACUGGAUUGUCUACAGAUGUAUAAUGCAGGGCUCGAAUUUAAAUCUGAUCCAGUUGUCUGGGACAAGUAUAUUUUCUUGCUGGGCAAGUAACUUUUACAGCUAACUUGCCCAAUGGGUAAGGAUCCAGGCAAGUCAUCCUCUUACAAAGUUAUUGACUCUUACAAAGUUAUUGACUAGGAAAAGCAAGAAGUGGCCUUGGGCAAGAAAAAUGUGACAGGUGCUUGCUGAAAGGGUGAUAUUGAAGUCAAGUUUCCCUGGCAUUGUAACAGGGUUCACCUGUCCUUUUCUUUGACCUGAAAGCUUCAAACCGUUUCAAAUUUUUGUUUCUGUCCAUCUUAAAUUCAUUAUUAUAGCCUUAUAAGAAAUCAGAUUGCUUUUAUAAAGUUGUAAUUUUUCUGUACAUGUAGCUUAAAUUGUUAGGAUUUUAUCUUGUCAAUUCCCCAGCUUCAAAAUUGUUGUUUGACAGGCCUGUAUUAACAUUGAUUUCCCUUGUAUAGGAACACAGGGGCCUUCUUAAUAUCAGAUAUCCUAUGGAAGUAAGUGAAAAAUGUCCAUCUUAAUAAAAUGUGUAUCUUGUACAAUGUUGUUUGAAAGGAAACUUAAGCUUGAAUUGACCUCAAAUCACAGGUGUAGCUUGAUUUUUUAUUUACUUUGUCUUGUACUUGCAUUACAGGCAUCAUAAAUCAGAAGCCAAAAACUGAUGAUCAAAUUAGGCUGAAACCACCUGAAUUUCAUCCUAAACUAUUAUCCAUGCUUCAAAAUACAUGUACUGAAUCCCUAAUUCGAUACAAGCUACAAUAUUACUUAAGGGACAACACAUCUCUAUGGUUGCGGGGUUGAUCUAGUGGAUAUUCAGUUGGUGCCCAUGCACCACCUUCUUACUGUUCUUUUCACUAAUUAACACGGGAACUCUGAAGUUCAAAAGCGAACUCAAGUUUUUGUUCCUCACUGCUGUCAAUCAUCUAAGUUGACCUCUCAAGAAACAGAACUUUGCUUCUCUGAGUUCAAAACAACAGGGUUUGUGAUUUGUGAUUGGUGAAUUUCGAUCCAUUUUAUGAGUUUCUGUGUUUCAGGGUUUGUUGCAUGUGAUCAUAAUCAAAAUCAAUUACCAUUGCAGCAGCGAAAAAUGCAUUUUUUUAUUGUAAGCUGGCUAUUAAAUUCCAGAUUUUGUGUGUUAUUGGAAAGUGCAGUAACUGCAAUGCUGCUUUUGUCUCUGAGGUGAAUAACCCCUGUCAAGCUCUCUGCAAUACACACACAUCGAGAGUCAACCAGCUUCUAUAGUAAAAUGUUACUGAACUGAACGUGGGAAUACAUUGUUCUCACUGGAUGCUCUGUAUUAGCACAUUGAGGAUUAAUAAUAUUCUUUGAGCUUUCAAAAGAUAUUAUUAGAGCCAAUUACUGUACAUGUAAGCACUGUUCACUUCGUUUGCUGUAAAUGUCCUCAUCCUUUUUGUUUUAGCAUGGUGUUGUGCGAGAUUGGAAUGAUAUGGAAAGAAUAUGGCAGGUAAGUCUUGCAAAUUGCUAAGUCCUUGUAAUAUCUGUUAAGUAGUCACUCAGUUUUAAUUUUUAUUAAUUUUAUUUCUUUUUUAUUUCAAGUAUAUUUAUUCCAAGGACCAGCUCCAGACCUUUUCUGAAGAGGUAAACAUUGCGUGUUUGUGAAUUUUUCCAUACAUGCUUUGUCAAUCUUAGAUUAAAAAACAAGUUGUAUUUCAGUGCUUUGUUAGCAUAAGGGGUAUUUUACUGUAUGUUAAGUAAAUCUAUUAUAAAUUGAACAGUCAAAGAAAAACUAUAUAUAUAGUGUCAGUAACAGUAGUAUCUUAACAUAUGUUGUAUAUUUUAAUUUUAUCAUAGUAUAUUUUAAACAAUUGUUAGUUAGAUACCCUGUAUUAAAUUAUUAUAGAUAGAAAUCUUGUAAUGCGCGCUUGAUCAUUUUCAUGAAAAGUGCACAAUAUAAGAAUAAAUUACUAUUAUUAUUAUUAUUAUUAUUAUUAUAUCAAAACAACAAGUUAAGUAAAGUGUGUUGUGGGCUAUAAUGUAUGCUAUACACCACUUUGAGUACUGCUCUUAGUAUAAGACCGUUUUUUUUUUCAGUGCCACAGGAAUCUGGAUGUUGGUAAUUUUUCAAUUCAACUAAACUUUGCUAAGUCUUUGUUAACAUUUCUUUUUUCCCCCUAGCAUCCUGUUUUAUUGACAGAAGCACCUUUAAAUCCACGAAGAAACAGAGAGAAAGCUGCUGAGGUAAAAUUCCUUUUUCAAGGUGGUAAUUGGUUUUCAGUAGUAGUGGUAGCUACAGAAACAGUCAUUUUCACUGAAGCAAAUUUUACUGCAUGAGACAGUAAUGAGCACUAUACGUGUGCCUGGUACAUGUACUUAUCCCAGCUUGGUUUAUGUUGUAGAUAUUUUUUGAGACAUUUAAUGUACCAGCUCUCUUCAUCUCCAUGCAAGCAGUGCUUAGUCUGUAAGUAUUGAAUGCUGCUAAUUUUGUAUUUAAAGAGGAGCAUCAGAAUUUUUUGCUUUUUAUACCUUUUUUCUUCCAAUUCUUGUGUUAAUCACCCAUCCCCUCACGAGUGUCAUCACGAGUUCACGAACAACAAUUUUGCGUUCAUGAGUCACAGAGCAAAUAUUUACGUUUUCACAGGAAGCCAGCUGUAGGUGGGUCUGAGUGCACUGAAGUGUGCAGUUACAUCAAAAGACUCAAAAGUGAAGUUAAAUCAAGCCACCAAACACUAAUUAAGGUCAUUUGGCCUUGAAUUAAUGAUUUAUUUUCUUCAAUCAAUCUUGAAUGUACGUGUACACAAUCUAGGAUUUUGGCAGUUCACAUUUAAUAGAGUGCACUUCAAUCACAAUUUACAGAACAGUUUUUCAGUAAAUCACGAUUCACGGACGAAAUGGUUGAUCACGGUGUCACGAAAAUAAGCUUGCCCCCUUGCCCCUUCCCCCCUCCCCCUCCCACCAUGGCUCUCACAGGGUCAGAGCAUUAGGCUCCCUAGUAUUCUUCUUGGAGCAUAGCCUUGAAAACUAAUCAUAUAUGUAUACCAUGCAGUGAGAUGCUUAGGGGAAGGACCUGGGGGCUUAAAGAUUAAAAAAGAAAGUGUCUAGCGAGUGCCUUCCUCCUCAAGGUCUGGACUCACCACUGACAUAAAAUCCGUGUUGCGAUAUUUUGUCAUUAAGUUAUUGUGAUAUUGUUGUUUGUGUUCAGAUAUGCAACUGGUCGCACAACAGGAGUGGUUUUAGAUGCAGGUGAUGGAGUGUCGCACUCAGUGCCAAUCUAUGAAGGCUUUGCUAUGCCACAUUCUAUUAUGAGAACAGAUAUUGCUGGCAGGUGAGUGACUGUGUUGGUUGUUUGUUUAAAGUAAAGUUUUUGUUUUCUUUACCAAGGUGCUAAAAAAACCCAGAUUCAGUCUUGAUAGCUGUUUCAUAUUCAGUCAGUCUGAAUGUCACUUCAUCAGGGUAUACAGUGUACAUGUACCAGUAGUUAUUGAUUACUUUUGGUUUUCAUUUUAUUGGAAUGGGGCAAUUUUUGGUCAGUUAUUGUCUGGAGUGACUGACUGUUACUUGCAGCCACGUGUUGUUUGCGCUAGAAAACCAGUAUUUUCUGCACAGUGGUGAACACCUUUAUGAUUUUAGCUCUUUUAUCAACAGAGAUGUAACAGCCUUUUUAAGACUACUAUUAAGAAAAGAAGGAUUCAACUUC
Molecule: messenger RNA, 4639 nt
Organism: Porites evermanni
Lineage: Eukaryota; Metazoa; Cnidaria; Anthozoa; Scleractinia; Poritidae
Source: the annotation of a GenBank genome assembly